AUCUAUCACCAUUGAAUGCUUUUAUGGUGUAGUUCCAGACUGAAUGGAUAGGUGGCGCGCUGUCCUGCGCGAUCAGCUGUUCGGACUGCUGAUGAGGACAGGUACAUGAACUGACACAAUGAAGACACAGUGAAAACCACCACACAAACAGUUUGGCUGGAUAUUGCAUAAGGAUGUCUCGUAGUGGGAUGGCCUUUGACAGUUCCUGUGAUAUACAAAAAACAUUGUCCAUGACUCUGAACUGUCAUAAACAUGCAUCAAGCCUUCUAAGAGGCUUCCAAAGUCUACAAGAGGAAGGACAACUGUGUGACUUGGAGCUUAUUCUUGCAACAUCUCAGCAAACAAGAGACUGUGAAAAGUUUCCUGUGCAUAAGGUCCUUCUGGCUGCUUCAUGUGAGUCUGUUCAGCUGCAGUACCAAAGAUUACAGAAAGAAGGCACUGUGAUGCCUUGUGGAAACAUCCUACCCAAGGUUUUGUCCAUCUUUUUGGGAUAUGUGUACUCAGGUACGAUUUCGGUCCGUGCAGAGCUUGUUGCAGCACUGGUUUCAGUCGCUGAUCAAUUUGGAUGCAAGUCUUUGUAUAAUUUGUGUAUGCAGUUGCUGAAAAGGAUUUCAAGCAAGAGGCAAGGGAGGGCACUUUCGGAAGAGGAUUGGACAUUUUCUGUGGUAGAAAGACAAGAAAUGUACCUCUUACAGAAACAGGACUCUUACAAGAAGGGCAGUGGUUCAGAGGCUUGUAAAACAACUGAAACGGUUCCUUCUGAUGGACAUGUAGGGUUAGUUGCAGUACCAGGGAUAACUGAUAGGAGGAUCUACAUCCGGAAUGACUACCACACUAAGGACGUGGUGCAGGGACUACAAGCGAUCCAGUGUGAUGCGAAUAUGUGUGACGUUGUGUUAGAAGCGGACGGUGAAUCGUUCUGGGCGCAUCGUGUCGUCCUGGCGACCUGUAGCGACUAUUUUCGAGCCAUGUUCACAGUGGGUAUGCGUGAGUGUGUGGAAGACUGCGUGGUGCUACGUGACAUCAGUGCGAGGGGUCUGGGCGUGGUGGUGAGUUACAUGUACACAGGGACGGUCCAACUGUCACCAGAUACCGUGGACAUCGUGUUGGAAGUUGCACACGUUCUACUGGUCAGCAAUGUGAUAGACCUGUGCUGUGACUACCUGAUCCAGACCAUGUCGGCACAAAACUGUCUGACGGCGCUCCAGCUGGCCUAUCGCUACUCCCUGUCAGACGUGGAGACUGCCGCUGACAACUGCAUCCUUGCAAACAUCCCACAAGUUUCACAGACACCGGAAUUCAAGGACCUGACAUCUGAGGAGCUGUGUCUGUACCUGGAAAGUGACCGUCUAGACGUUACCCGUGAAGUGGACGCCUUUCAUGCGGCUGCUGCCUGGAUUAACCACGACCUUGACUCCAGAAUGACCUUGGCAGGACAAGUCAUGCGUCACAUCCGCUUCCCUCUGAUGUCGCUGUCGGAUUUGGUCCGAGACGUUCGAGCCGUCCGUUUCAUGAAGACAGACGAGGAGUGCAGAAACUUGGUCAUGGAGGCAACAAAGUACCAUCGCUACCCUGAGGAGCAGUUUACGAUGCAGUCAUCACGUACACAGGUACGCUCUGUCAAGUGGAUGUUAGUGGUCCUCGGUGGGAAUGUCAUGGAUCAAGGAGCAAGUCCAGAGAUGUUUUACUUGGAAGAGUCGUCAGCAGAAACGCCCUCGACGGCGGACGCUGUGUUGCCAUGGCAACAGGUGCAGGACCUCCCGUACGCGGGGAAACUGAACCACGCUGUCGCUGUCGUGGACAACUUCCUAUAUGUCGCAGGGGGUUAUGACAAGAAAAUGAGACUCCACAAAGCGUUUUGUCGUUAUGACCCCCGGAGCGACACGUGGACUGACCUGCGUUCCAUGCGUCACGGUCGGAGUGACUUUUGUCUGGUGGCUGUGGACAGAGUUGUGUAUGCUGUGGGGGGAUGGAACGGGGAGGAGAUAGACUUUACCGUGGAAAUGUACAAUAUCAAGAAAAAUGUUUGGAAAUACACGGCGACUCUAGACUGCGGACUGACGGGCCACGCCUCCUGUAUCCAUGACAACAAGAUCUACCUGAGCGGAGGGCGUACCGUGGCGCGCGGGCGCAGCGGCUUCUGGCUGUACAAGCCGGAGUCUGGCACGACCGCUCUGAGCCCACUGAAACAUGGACGGGCCUACCACGCUAUGGCAGAAGUGAAGGGGGGGUUCAUUGUUGUUGGAGGGGAGGAUGGGUCAAGUACUGUCCCCCAGGUAGAAGAGUAUAGCUUUAAAGGGGAGUUGUGGUCAGUUGUGACCAUGUGGCCUCGUGUCCAGUGCAGGUUUGGCCACCACGUCCUGGGCCGGACCAUGUACAUGUGCGGGGGGUAUGACUACCUCACAUCCAGCUAUACAGACAUGGUGCAGGUGCUAGAGUUGGACAGAUAUGAGUGGUGGGACUGGAGGCUUGUGGGCCGGCUGCCCUGCGUGUGUGAUGGGAUAGCUGUGUCAGCCCUGCUGUUUCCAGAACAGUUUAAGAAGGAAAAUUCACUCAUGGCAAAAAAACUCUCAGAGCUGAAAAAAUCAUAGGAAAUUUCUGCACUGUAGCAUAUUGUGUUACCUCUGUUUGCAAAGGUUUUGUUUUCAGUGUGUCUGUGUGUUUGCUUGUGUUUCUGUACUUAAAGUUGUUGCCAUGUGCUAGACACAUUCUGUAUCUGUAUAGCCGGUAUAACCGCCCUUCGGCAUAACACACCAGCUGUUAGGUUACACCAACAUUAAGCACACUGACAGGAAGUUAGGCCAUAGGUCCUAGAAAAGGUUAUUUUCAGUCCAUACCAUGGUAUGGUGAGUACAUGUAAAGGUAACAUUGUGAUGGUCCAUUUCUGCAAAAGGUUGAUAUUGGUUGGUCCAUUUUGGAAUGUGGAGGGAGAUGGGGGAAACAUGCUGUAUUCCUGAGCUAUUCUAGUCUUUUUUCCUGUCUUCAAUUUCAUGCUAUACGCGUCGAUUUGUUUGCAAUUUUCUAGUGCGGAAAUAACGUUACAUAGUCACAGACAUAAUCAGUUAGAAAUUGACAAUAAUGAAUAAAACAAGAAAUUCUCAAAAACACUUCAAUUUCUUGUUCUGUAGAAGAAACUGUUUAUUGCAGUUUAUUAUCAAUGAUUGCAAUCAUAUUUUUUAUGUAACUUAACUGUUAUAGAAUUACAUUUUGUAAGUGGUAAUAAAGUUCUCU
Branchiostoma belcheri (Belcher's lancelet) is the source of this 3231-nucleotide messenger RNA. Its product is annotated as kelch-like protein 26. Bases 174 to 2591 code for a protein of 805 amino acids. The record is from RefSeq and is a predicted model, not a curated record. The transcript is spliced from 12 exons. Lineage: Eukaryota; Metazoa; Chordata; Leptocardii; Amphioxiformes; Branchiostomatidae. Gene Ontology annotation, molecular function: protein binding.